This is a messenger RNA of Stereum hirsutum FP-91666 SS1, 585 nucleotides long. RefSeq names its product NADH dehydrogenase subunit. The record is from RefSeq and is a predicted model, not a curated record. Bases 1 to 585 code for a protein of 194 amino acids. The transcript has 4 exons. NCBI's taxonomy places the organism in Eukaryota, Fungi, Basidiomycota, Agaricomycetes, Russulales, Stereaceae.
AUGGCUGCCACCAAGAAAGCUGCAGACCACACCCUCUACCAUCUCGCUCCUCGCGGCUUCUGGAAGAAAUUCCGUGAUGCAACGGUCGUGAACCCCGACAUCUCCAGCGGUCUUCCUCUCGCUGCCGUCAACAGACGUCCCCAACCUGCUUCUCGUCCAGAGAAAUACAGCACUCCCGCCACGAAAGCCUCUGACCCCGCUCAGAACCCGUACUGGAAACGAGAUGUUCGCCGCGCGUACCCUCAGCUUUCCGUUGUCACCCAGAGCGAGCUCUCGACCCUUUUGAUCCAACAUUCAUCCGCACCUGCGUACGUCUAUCAUAUCAAGUUCAUCCUGCCUCCCCGCAUGCUCACACAACUCGCACCAUCAGAAACCAAGGAAGGCGACGCCUCCGUCCCCGCCACCGCUCCCAAACCCGUCGAACUCACCGAAGCCAUCGCCACCAUCUCCUCCGCUGCGAAAGCCUACUCCGCCUCGAAGCUCCCCCCGUCCCUCCCCACUCCUAACAAGCGAUGGAUACCCGAGCUCGCCCCAGAUGCGCCUCAUGAUCCGAAUGCGUAUUUCCCUAUGAUACUUGUGAAGUAG